AUGGCUGCUACAAAACGGCUAAGGAAAGAAAAUGAAGAGUUACGAAAUGAUAUUAGCGAAUUACAGAAGAAGCCAGAUAAAAUCACUGAAGAAAUGUCGAAGAUAAACGAUAAAACUGACCAGAUUGAAGGCGGCCAUGUUGCGAAGGACCGAGAAAAGUCUAUACAGUUUGUAAGCGAUCAAUACGACGACCUUGUCUCAUUCAAAAACAAUACGAAUACGGACCUUAAAUAUAUAAAAUCGCAAGUUGAAAUCAUAUCCACAAAAUGUGAAAAAAUUGCAAAAGCCGUUGACCAGCUGGAAGAUUACAGUUAUCAGUAUAAUUUAAAAAUUGUUGGCAUACCGCAGGAGCAAGCAACUGAAACGGCGGAGCAGACGGAAAAUUUAUGUCUUAAUUUGUUUAAAGCUAUUGGUGCUGAUGAUGUGAUCCUUCAAGAUAUCGAUAUAGCACAUCGCAUACCAGCGAGAAGAUCUACAGACCGUCCUAACGCAAUAAACUGCAAGUUCGUUCGCCGCCUGGCAAGGAAAAAGUAA
This is a messenger RNA of Paramuricea clavata, 534 nucleotides long. Lineage: Eukaryota; Metazoa; Cnidaria; Anthozoa; Malacalcyonacea; Plexauridae. The record is from the annotation of a GenBank genome assembly.